CUUACAGCCCCACCAAAACUGACCAAAAACCCUUAUCUUCUCUUAAAAAAACAUUACUUCUCCUGUCAACUGUUUGAACUUAUGUACAUAUUUUAUUUCUACAAGUACUACCAAUAUUAUUUCCCAAUUAUUUAAUUCAAACUAAUACAAAACCUUUUUCUUCCUCUAGAUAUAUAUAUGAUUAGCUAAUGUCUUCCUACCAACAUAUUGAAAAAGGAGUCAAGAAUUUUGGCCUUCCAAUAUUGCUGCCUAAGCUAAAUUAAAACUAACUCUUCUUUCACACAACAGAUUGCAGUUUUCUGUUAUAUGAAACCCUUCAAGAUUUCAUUAGUUUUUCACACAAGGCCAACAUUUUCGCCUGCAGGCUGCAGCUAAUUUAAUUGUAUUGAAGAUCUAGUGGUCUUACUGUUGCAAAAAUAGUAUCAAUGGAGAGUUUGAAUUGGGAUGAAAGUCCAGUUUUUCAGGAGUUUGGAGCUUCAUUUGAUCCAAUACACGUAAUUUCUAAUUGGAACAUGCCACAGCGUCAAGAAGCUGCUGUAAGAUUAGCUGCUGAUUCUAUGGCUGCUAAAUCAGCAGCAGAUCUAAGCCGAGAUUGUGUUGAAAAUGGAUUUUCUUCUUCCCCUAUACUAAAUAUGCCUAAUUACAUCAGUGAUAGUAAUCCAAUGGCAUUAAAUGGCCUAAUGGCGAAUUUCAGCUCUAAUGGCCAAGUCCAGGAGAUUAAGCCAGCACCUAAACUACUCUCAAACACAUGCUCUCUGGAAUCCCUUGAUUGCUUACUCUCAGCAACCACCACCACCAACAACACCGACACGUCAAUCGAAGAUGAUGGAAUGUCCAUGAUUUUUGCUGAUAAUUCGAAAAGCUUGUGGAAUUUCAACUCUUCUGGAGAGUCUGCAAUACACAAUGCCUCGUCUGAAGCUCUGAAGCAGUCGCCAGGUUAUCAACAGCUUUUGACCUGUCCGUCUGGACAUGAAAUACUUCAAGAAGAAGAAAGAAAACGAAAACCAUACAAGCCCAUUAAAGCUAAUGAGCUCGAUGAGACGGUGUCAGAAUCAUCUCCGAAUCAUAAGUAUAACAAGAGAAGCCACAAGCAAGCUCUUGAGAAUUCUCCGAGUCAGUUCAAUCUAUUCGAGUCAGAUUCGUUAAAUGGAGAUUAUGGUAAUUUUCAGGUCAUUUCAGAAAAGCAAGCCAAAUCCAAGAAGCCGAGAUUAAUAACAGAAAGUUACAAUAAGCCACGUCCAAGUUCAUCGAACAUUAAUUUUCAACAAGCUAGCUCAUCGGUAUCUUCAAUAGAUCAAGAGCCUGAUCCAGAGGCAAUUGCUCAAAUGAAAGAAAUGAUAUACCGGGCUGCUGCAUUCAGGCCCGUGAACUUCGGGCCUGAAGCACCGGAGAAGCCCAAACGGAAGAACGUGAGAAUAUCAACGGAUCCACAGACCGUCGCGGCGAGGCAACGGAGAGAAAGGAUAAGCGAAAGAAUUAGGGUUUUGCAGAGGCUAGUUCCAGGAGGAAGCAAAAUGGAUACAGCAUCAAUGCUUGAUGAAGCAGCAAAUUAUUUGAAAUUUUUGAGGUCACAGGUUAAAGCUUUAGAAGCCAUAGGCCAAAAACAAGAUCCUUUCUCUUCAAUACCAUUCAACUAUCCAUUUCCCAUGCAAUUACCACAUUUUCCUCUCCAAAACCCUAAUCCAAUUCAUGGUCCCAAAACUUGACAUGUUUUUUUUUAUUUUACUGACGGAACAAACUAUUAAAAUGGAAAGGAGAAUAAAUUACUAAUCUGUAGUGUAAAAACCUUUUUAGUUUCUUGUUAUUCCCUUUGUUUUUGUCGUUAUUACUCUGCUGACGGAGGUUAAUUUUUUGUUCCUCCCCUCAGUCUAUCAGAUGGGACUUAGAAUUAAUUCUGCU
This is a messenger RNA of Nicotiana attenuata, 1899 nucleotides long. Its product is annotated as transcription factor bHLH87-like. Gene Ontology annotation, molecular function: protein dimerization activity; DNA-binding transcription factor activity. Gene Ontology annotation, biological process: regulation of DNA-templated transcription. The transcript has 3 exons. The record is from RefSeq and is a predicted model, not a curated record. The coding region runs from base 426 to 1706 and encodes 426 amino acids. Lineage: Eukaryota; Viridiplantae; Streptophyta; Magnoliopsida; Solanales; Solanaceae.